AUGGACAUUCCAAGCACAAGUAAAGGCAAUCCUGCUAAAGCAUACCGAAAUAAGAGAGUACGUGCGGACGAUAAAGAUUUCGAAGAAAAAGUUAUGAAAUGGUAUAUGGAAAGAGAUAGUGAAUUCGAAGAUGUUGACGAUUCUAAUAGUGAUCCAGAUUAUAUUAUGACAGAUAAAGGCGAUGAAGAGAUUGAAGAAGAGACAAAUACUAAAAACAAUCAAAGAAAUAAAAAUGUUAGUGAAAAUACCUCGGAAAAUAGUGAUCAGGAAUGCGACCUUUUGGAAACAAUUCAAGAAAUCGUUGCCAUGGAUAACAAUGAUGACGUAGAGAACGGGCAAUUUUUCAUCGAAAAAAAUAACAAAAUAGAUUUUGUAUGGAGUAAGCAUCCACCACCUGCAACCAGAGGAGUACCAAGUCAUAAUAUAAUUAGACAGAUAACUGGACUGACGCGGAAGGCUAAUAAUUUAGGCAAUCCAACUAUACCUGAAAUCUGGAAGUGCCUGUUUGACCAACAAAUGAUUAUUAUAAGGAUAGACUCAUUAUUUUCAACAGGUGAGUACCGAAGAAAAACUGAAAAAAAGAAAAGAUACAAAAUACAGUUAAUCCCGGCUUAA
Psylliodes chrysocephalus is the source of this 615-nucleotide messenger RNA. NCBI's taxonomy places the organism in Eukaryota, Metazoa, Arthropoda, Insecta, Coleoptera, Chrysomelidae. The record is from the annotation of a GenBank genome assembly.